UUGUUUAUUUUGCUUAGUGUGUUCUACGAAUCCAGCCAUUUAGUCUUAUCUAAUCAUGCUGAACAUGUUGUAUCAGCCUUACUGUUGCCUCUGACACCAUCAACAAUUAUUGAAACUUUUAAAAAGAUCAACUUUUGAAAUCUAAAGUCUUGCUAUGCGUAAAUAUGGCCAUAUAGUACACUUGCAUCGGAAAAAGAUGUCCAGGAAAAGCACAUAAAGAAGGUGGAUCUGCACGAAUGUCACUCCUCAUCUUAGUGUCCAUCUUCUUAACAGCUGCUUGUGUUAUGUUGAUGGUAUAUAAAAACUUUCCCCAACUUAGUGAAGAGGAGAGAGAAUGUAUAAAAGUUCCUAGAGAUAUGGAUGAUGCUAAAGCUUUAGGAAAAGUACUCUCUAAGUACAAGGAUACGUUCUAUGUUCAAGUAUUAGUGGCCUAUUUUGCUACCUAUGUCUUCCUGCAAACAUUUGCUAUUCCUGGAUCUAUAUUUUUGAGUAUACUUUCAGGAUUUCUUUAUCCUUUUCCAUUAGCUCUAUUUCUUGUUUGUCUGUGCUCUGGACUUGGAGCUUCCUUUUGUUAUAUGCUAUCAUAUUUGGUUGGAAGACCAGUUGUAUAUAGAUAUUUAACAGAGAAAGCAGUAAAAUGGUCAAAACAGGUUGAAAGACACAGGGAACAUCUCAUUAACUACAUAAUAUUUUUGAGAAUCACUCCUUUCCUUCCUAAUUGGUUCAUCAAUAUAACUUCUCCUGUAAUAAAUGUGCCAUUAAAAGUAUUUUUUAUUGGUACUUUUCUUGGUGUUGCACCACCAUCUUUUGUAGCAAUUAAAGCUGGAACUACACUUUAUCAGCUUACUACAGCAGGUGAAGCUGUUUCCUGGAACUCAGUCUUUAUCCUUAUGAUUCUAGCAGUUCUGUCCAUUCUACCAGCAAUUUUCCAGAAUAAACUUAAACAAAAAUUUGCAUAAGGAUCAGCCUGGAUCUUCAUUUUCCAUUUCAUCUCAGGAUCCGCUCUACUUCUGUGAUUCCUUUUCUAAUGGAUGUUAAAUAACUUAGUAAGAGGAAGUUGAAGAGACACAGAAGUUUUUAGAACUUUUGUUCAGUUAUAUUUAUGGGGGGGGGGGACAAAAUCUACAGCUGGAAGAAAAUUUUAAGGUGAACCAUACCUUUUGAAGAAUUCUGAGGCAUUGUCAAUUUUAAUCUAUAAUAUUGAAUCUGAAUUUAUGCUUUGAUUCCUUUUUGAUCAUUUAAUAUGAAUUAUUUGUUUCUCCCAUCUUUUCCUCAUCACUGAAUCCUAAGAAAUUACAAAUUGCACAAUGAAUUCUAUAAUCCCAAUGGAGUAAAGAGACUGCAUCAUUUCUUUAUGCAUAAAGUCUUCGUUGAAUACACCAUUAGGUGGCUUGACCAGUGUUUUUCAGAAAUUUCUGGGUCCUUGUUUUUUGCUCAUUUUGUAAAAGAUUGAAUGAUUUAAUUGUAGGAUAUUAUUUUUUUGUUUUCUUGAAAUGGAGCUAAUUUAUCAUGGUACAUAAAAAUACUACUUUUAAUAUUCCUAUCUUGUUUGUGAGCAUUUCAGUUAUUUGGCUAAAAUUUAAUGAAAUUUUAUUACUUAUCUAUCAAAAAGCAACAGUCAUCAGAAUACAUUUUAUAGUGGUAGUUUUGUAGGAAAAUAUGUAGGAAUGACCUUUUAUUUUGCAAUCGUUUUCUUUUGGAUGGCAGGAUUUGUUAAAGUUUCCAGGUGUUGCACCAUUUUUAAAACUUAUAAAUACAAUCUGGCUAAGUAAAAAAUCAAUGAAUUGCUUGAAUCUAAAACACCAAAGAUGUUCCAAGUUCCCCUUAAAGCCCAGAUUCCUUCGGUCAUAUUUUACACAGCAGUUGAAAUGAAUGAGAAGUGCCUAAGUAUGAACAAAUUUCAGCCUGCAAUAGAAGAAGUAUUAUUCAUUCACUGGGCAAAGAUUAACCUGCAGAAAUUGUAUAUUUUGUAAAUAGGCCUUGCUAAUAUGAUGUAUCCUUUUUCAAAUGGAAAAGUAUCAUAUUAAAAAUGGAAUGAAGAUUGA
Messenger RNA from Crotalus tigris (Tiger rattlesnake), 2045 nucleotides. It is a transcript of the gene TMEM41B, whose product is annotated as transmembrane protein 41B. Gene Ontology annotation, cellular component: endoplasmic reticulum membrane. The record is from RefSeq and is a predicted model, not a curated record. The transcript is spliced from 7 exons. Lineage: Eukaryota; Metazoa; Chordata; Lepidosauria; Squamata; Viperidae. The coding region runs from base 237 to 959 and encodes 240 amino acids.